UCCUCCUCGAUUUCGCCCCGUCCUUCCGCAAUGAAGAAGAACGACGACAGCAGCAGCAGCAGCAAGCAGCAGCAGCAGAAGCAAGACCCGCCAUCGGAAUCGACCCCCCCGCACCCGCACCCGCACCCGGCGGCGGCGGCGGCGGCGAAGCCGGCGAGCACGGUCCUGCCGUACCAGACCCCGCGGCUGCGGGAUCACUACGCCCUGGGCAAGAAGCUGGGGCAGGGGCAGUUCGGGACCACCUACCUGUGCACCCACAGGGUCACCCGCGGACCCUUCGCCUGCAAGUCCAUCCCCAAGCGGAAGCUCCUGUGCCGGGAGGACUACGAGGACGUGUGGCGGGAGAUUCAGAUCAUGCACCACCUCUCCGAGCACCCCAACGUCGUCCAGAUCAAGGGCACCUACGAGGACGCCAUGUUCGUCCACAUCGUCAUGGAGCUCUGCGCCGGCGGGGAGCUCUUCGACCGCAUCAUCCAGAAGGGCCAUUUCAGCGAGCGCGAGGCCGCCAAGCUGAUCAAGACCAUCGUCGGCGUCGUCGAGGCGUGCCACUCCCUCGGGGUCAUGCACCGGGACCUCAAGCCCGAGAAUUUCUUGUUCGAUAACCCCGACGACGAUGCCAAGCUCAAGGCCACCGAUUUUGGGUUGUCCGUCUUCUACAAGCCAGGAGAAGCCUUUUCUGAUGUUGUUGGAAGUCCGUAUUAUGUUGCGCCAGAGGUUCUGCGUAAGCAUUAUGGACCUGAAGUAGAUGUAUGGAGUGCUGGUGUAAUCCUCUACAUUCUACUGAGUGGAGUUCCACCCUUUUGGGCAGAAACUGAAUCUGGGAUCUUCAGACAGAUACUGCAAGGAAAAUUAGAUUUUGUCUCUGACCCUUGGCCUAGCAUCUCAGACAGUGCGAAGGAUCUGAUAAAGAAGAUGCUUGAAAGAGACCCUAGGAAAAGAUUAUCUGCUCACGAAGCUCUGUGUCACCCGUGGAUUGUUGAUGACAGAGUUGCCCCUGAUAAACCUCUUGAUUCAGCUGUUUUGUCACGCCUGAAGCAGUUCUCAGCCAUGAACAAACUUAAAAAGAUGGCAUUGCGUGUGAUAGCAGAAAGACUUUCGGAGGAAGAAAUUGGGGGCUUGAAAGAGCUCUUUAAAAUGAUAGAUACAGACAAUAGUGGCAGCAUAACAUUCGAGGAACUAAAGGACGGGUUGAAGAGAGUAGGCUCUAAUCUUAUGGAGUCCGAGAUCAGGGAUCUUAUGGAUGCGGCUGAUAUUGACAACAGUGGAACAAUAGACUAUGGCGAAUUUCUCGCUGCUACGUUGCAUCUAAAUAAGAUGGAGCGAGAGGAGAAUCUUGUAGCAGCUUUUGCUUACUUUGACAGAGAUGGUAGUGGUUAUAUCACCACUGAUGAGCUUCAGCAAGCUUGUAAAGAUUUCGGUCUUGGUGAUGUUCAUCUUGAUGAGAUUAUUAAAGAAAUUGACCAAGACAAUGACGGUAGAAUAGAUUAUGGGGAGUUCACUGCUAUGAUGAGACAGGGUGAUGGUGGAAUGGGCAGGAGCAAAACCAUGAGAGGCAACUUGAACUUCAAUCUCGCUGAUGCUUUUGGAGUAAAGGACUCGGUGUAAGGUGCUGAUAUAACCAUCUAUUAUAUAGUUGAGGAUAAUGUGAUGUUAGGACGUACAGGUCAAGAUCAAGCUUCCUCAGAAGGUGGAUGGUUUCUGAAAUUUUGUUGGGAAUCGCUUAUGCUGUCCCAACAAGUGAUGAAGAGGUUCUAUGCUCUUUCAUGAAUUGUAACAUUGGCUAACACAGAUCUCAUGUAUCUUUUCUCCCUUUCAAAAAUUUGUCAAUUUUGAAAUGCGAA
Molecule: messenger RNA, 1841 nt
Organism: Syzygium oleosum
Lineage: Eukaryota; Viridiplantae; Streptophyta; Magnoliopsida; Myrtales; Myrtaceae
Product: calcium-dependent protein kinase 11
Exons: 7
Coding region: 31-1605 (524 amino acids)
Biological process (GO): intracellular signal transduction; peptidyl-serine phosphorylation; protein autophosphorylation
Cellular component (GO): cytoplasm; nucleus
Molecular function (GO): calmodulin binding; calcium ion binding; calcium-dependent protein serine/threonine kinase activity
Source: RefSeq, a predicted model, not a curated record